AUGACGGUAGUCGGCAACGUCCUCUCGGCAGACUCGCUGGCCAGCGUCAUGGCAUCCACCCUGCCCCAAGACAGCUCUCCUCACAUCAACACACCCUUCGACGCCAUCGCCCUGGCAAGUCAUGCUUCGAUGCUUGCUUGUGGCUUCCGUCUGGUGGGCCUCGGCGAUGAUGACCGCAUCACCGUCGACAACCCUCCGCGUCUGCCUGCAACCUGGUCAGCAAAUGCUCCCAACUACGCCUUUCGCUACGCCCACACUCAGUCGUCCAUGGAGUACCUGUUAAAAAUCAAUCGCAUGGGAAACAAAGCCGUCGUUCUGGCCAUGGCCCUCGGUGAUGACAAGACAGCCACGCUCGAUGUCAAGGCCGCCGACUACACUUCUGCAGGCUCCAUGCCAUUCACUCUGUCAGAGCCAAACACUAGAAACCUCUUCAACCUCUUCAUAUCAAAUGGUCGCCUCUCUGACUACGGCUCUCUGAUGCGCCUCAACAUUAUACAGAAGCUCGUGCCUUCGCUACAGAAGGAAGGCUACCAAGAGUCUGCUGCUACAUCUGCCCCACAGCCUGCCAGAGAGCCCUCCACAACUCGUGACGAUCCUCUACGUGACAAUCGCCAACCACCCGCUCGUCCUCACCCCUUCCAUGGUCCUCUCGCUCAGCAUGCGCCUCACUUUCCUCACGGAGAACUGGCUCCUCCAGGCUUCGAAGACCCUUACGACUUGAACAGGCCGCUUCGUCCCAUGGGUGGACCACCCCAUCCAGGCUUUGGCAACAUUGGUGAAAGAGAUCUCUAUCCUCAGGGUCUCGGUCCCAGGGAUCCUUUUGGCAAUCCUGGGUUUGGUGGCGGCGGCAUGCACCCAACUCUUCCGGGCUUUGACGAUCCGAGAGGUCGUGGCUACAAUCCCCAGGCACCACCAGGCAGUCGAUUUGAUCCAGUCGGUCCUCGAGGUCCAUCGGGCUUUGGUGGUCCACCAAACCCGUUCAACAACUUCGGCAGCGGAGACUUUAUGUGA
Messenger RNA from Aureobasidium namibiae CBS 147.97, 1011 nucleotides. RefSeq lists its product as uncharacterized. The transcript has a single exon. Lineage: Eukaryota; Fungi; Ascomycota; Dothideomycetes; Dothideales; Saccotheciaceae. Gene Ontology annotation, biological process: proteasome-mediated ubiquitin-dependent protein catabolic process. The coding region runs from base 1 to 1011 and encodes 336 amino acids. The record is from RefSeq and is a predicted model, not a curated record. Gene Ontology annotation, molecular function: proteasome binding; endopeptidase inhibitor activity.